Messenger RNA from Clonostachys byssicola, 2343 nucleotides. The record is from the annotation of a GenBank genome assembly. NCBI's taxonomy places the organism in Eukaryota, Fungi, Ascomycota, Sordariomycetes, Hypocreales, Bionectriaceae.
AUGUCUACCAAGCACCGUUUGAGGCGAUCUUGCGCUUUCUGCCGCGCCCGCAAGAUCAAGUGUUCCAAUGAGACCAUCUGCGAGGCCUGCCGAAGACAAGGCGCCGACUGCAUCUACGACUUUGAGCCCCCGCGACCCAAGACUCGCACCAGCAUGGACGGAACUGCAUCCCCUGCCCUGAACAGAGGCCGCUCUUCCACCUGCGGAUCUUUCCACGAGAGCCCCCUUCUCGGUGGCCAGAUGACCGAGGAGCCCUUCCUCGCCGACGAGAUUGAGGAUGUCGCUACUGUCCUCGACCGCACCUUCUUCCAGAGCUUCAACGCAAACACAGUCAGAGCCACUCCUCGAUCACGGAGCCGACCUGAUGCUUCUCACCUCAAGAAGUCUAGCAUCCUCUCCCUCCUCUCACACGACCUUGUUGGUCUCUCCGCUUCCCAGCUUGGCUCUCUGGGCUGCGCUCACUUGGAAGAUGAGAACGCUGGCUUCUUCCUCUCCGGCCUUGACACCGACGAGACCCAGAACAUGUUUGACAAUGUAGUUCCUGCCACAAACCCAGUAACUGAGUAUGGCCAAAGGCAACAGACUCAGCUGAUUGACGUCUGGUACUCCACCCACCCCCUUUCCUUCCUCGUCUCCAAGACUCUCCUCCUUCGCGAGCUCCGCGACGGUACUCACGAUGAGAUCCUCCUGGCCGUCAUGCUUGCCGAUGCCAAUUUCACCAUUGGAAGCGAUGCUUCCAAUGCUCGUGGACAUGCCCUGCUCCAGUACGCCACUUCCCAGCUUCGCCAGCGUCCUCUGCAGACCACCAAGAACAGUGGAGUCGCUACCGACUCUGGCACUGUCGUCUACAGUGGCAUCUCCACCCGCAUCUUCAGCGGCAUCUCCACAGUCCAGGCUCUCAUGCUUCUCGGAUGGAACGCCCUGACCUCUUCUCAGUUCCGCCGCGCCAUUACCUACAUCCAGCUUGCUGGUCGCCUGGCCACUGAUCUCAAGGAGCAGGUCAUCACCAUGGAUGGCAUGCAGCUUUCCAGCCGCAUCAACGGUAUCGAUGUCUAUGACGUCGAGAAGGAGUUGAUCGACCACCUCUACUGGACCACCUACUCUCUCACCCUCUGGGCUUACGUCCAGACUGGCCGGGGUUACUUCUCCGUCUCUCCUACUGUCAUCCCUACCAUCAUGAUCCCUGCCACUGAGGAGACUUCCUCUUCCAUCCAGCUUGAUCUCAUUUCCGAGAAUGUCAACACUCUCCAGAAGCAGAAGUCCUCCAUUCGUGAGAUGUGGGCCCUUGCCCAUGUUUCCAUCUCCAUCGCCAACGCUUGUGGCUUCCACCCUCAGCAGCAUGGUCACUCCAUGGCUAGCCCAGUCCACAGGUGCCGCGACACCAGCCGCUUCCUCAUGGAGAGCAUCAACGAGCUCAACAAGACUGGCCAAGGUGCUUCCGCUGCCAGCUUUGUCCUUGUCAUCUACCACACUCUGGCCAUCCAGUUCCUCUUCCCGGCUCAGUCCGAGGACAGCAUCAUGGCUGAUGUGGUUGAGCGUCUCUGCUACUCAGUCGAGGAGAUUCUCCAGAUCUUCGCUCAUGCUUCCAACAACAAGCAGGAGGAGAUCGAGUCUUCCCUCAAGACCGCUCUCCCCUCUGCUUUCGGCCUGGCCAUUGACACCUGCUCCCGUGCUCUGCAGCUGAUCAAUGCCCAGAAGGCUUCCGGUGCUCUGCUCCGAACCUUCCCUUCGAUCCAGGCUUACACUCCUAAGCUGGACUCGAUGACCAGCCGUCUCUACACCAUGAGCAAGGAUGACUUCCUUGAUCAGCGAAGCGGUCUCCGCGCUAUUCGCAAGCAGCUCAAGGCUUCCAUGCGCGGCACUAGCUCUCCCCGCUCCCACAGCCUUUCCCGAAGCUCUUCCUGCAGCGAGACCCCUUCCCUGUCCCAGGCUCCUUCCAUGUCUCCUGCUGGCUCCGACUUCUCUACCGCUCCCACCCCUGAGAACGAUGUUCAAUCAGUCUUCGUCUCACCCAAGGCUCAGGGCAUGGCUCCCCAGGCUGGAAUGGGCCAGAUGUUUGUCGACAACAGCAUGAUGAAGUCUGCAUGGCGCAGCAACCCCGCAAUGGGUACUGCCGCCCCCAACGAUCUGAUGUACAACGCCAUGAACCCCAAUGCUUUGGGUAUUCACAACGCUGACGACCUUAGCCUUGCUGGCAUGGUCGACCUUCAGCAGGCCUGGCUUCCUCAGAUGCCCAUGAUGACCGAGGUCGACAUGGGAAGCGUUCAGUGGGACUGGAGCCAGCCAAUCAAGCCUGACUCAGUCCCCACUGGUGGAUGGUCCGACAUGGACAUGGUUCUGUAA